AUGGCUUCCCUCAAGACUGGAUCUCAGGCCAAGGCUGCUGGCAACAAGCGCCGUGCUGCCCAAGGUGCUCCUAAGCGUGCGACCACUACCUCCUCCGCCGCCACCAGCCAACUCCCCGACCGCUCAGACAUGAUUCUUCCCAUGAGAGAUCCAUACAUGCAGCAGAUCAUCGACGGUGUCAAGAAUUACGAGUUUCGCAAGUACGAGAUGGUUGGCGUCCAGCGCAUCUGGUUCUAUCGCACCGCUCCCCACUCAGCCAUCACCCACAUCUGCCCUGUCAAUGAAGCCGUCAUCAGAGAGGACGGGCCCUUACCUGAGGAUGGACUGGGAAACAAGGAAUACAAUGAGGGGCAUCCGGACUACGAGGGAUGGGAUUAUGCAUAUCGCAUCAAUGAGGUCUAUAAGAUCAACACUGCCAUCACUCUGGAGAUGAUGAAGAAUGAACAUGGGAUGAAAGGUGCCCCGCAGUCAAGGAUGAGGGUGCCUGUUUUAAUGAAGGCGCAAUAUUGCCUGGAAGAUCAGACGAAAAUUUUCUAA
Molecule: messenger RNA, 537 nt
Organism: Fusarium coffeatum
Lineage: Eukaryota; Fungi; Ascomycota; Sordariomycetes; Hypocreales; Nectriaceae
Exons: 1
Coding region: 1-537 (178 amino acids)
Source: RefSeq, a predicted model, not a curated record